AGUGCUUCUUAGUGGAAGGUUGAAGGUGGAAGGAAAACAGAAAAUGGCCUCAAAACCAUCCACCAUUGUUAGACUUUGUUUCAUCUAUUUGAUAUUCUUCAGCUUUAUGCGUUUGAGCAGCUGCACUGUGCUCUCAUUGACCAGUCAUGUAAGCACAUGCAAUGGUUCCAUAGCUGAAUGCAAUCAAGAAGAUGAGCUGUUGAUGGAGUCAGAAACAAGCCGAAGGUUUCUGGAGCAGAAGAAAUACAUUUCCAAUGGAGCUUUACAGAGAGACAAACCAGUUUGUAAUGGAGGUGGCUCUGGUGAAGCUUAUAGUAACAGUGGAGGGUGUCUUCCUCCCCCCUCAAAUCCUCAUAAUAGAGGCUGCUCUAAGUACUAUCGUUGUAGGUCUGACUCUUGAUUAUGCAAAGAAACAAUCUUUAAGGUUCAUGAAUCAACCCUUUUUACAUAAUCUUUAUUUUGAUAGGAACUUUCGAAUUUGAAAUUAUAAAAAAAUUCCAAAUGGUUCUCUGGUAACUAAUACUCUGAAGGAGGGUUCUUAUCUACUGGCGGUAGGUAUGAAUACUGAAUAACUGAGUAUCACACUACUGCUUGCAGAUUUAGUGUACUAAAACAAAGGUUAAUUGCUAUGGUUAUACCAAUUAUCAGUA
Messenger RNA from Vigna angularis (adzuki bean), 650 nucleotides. Its product is annotated as protein RALF-like 32. The coding region runs from base 44 to 400 and encodes 118 amino acids. The record is from RefSeq and is a predicted model, not a curated record. NCBI's taxonomy places the organism in Eukaryota, Viridiplantae, Streptophyta, Magnoliopsida, Fabales, Fabaceae. The transcript has a single exon.